This is a messenger RNA of Brassicogethes aeneus, 1208 nucleotides long. Lineage: Eukaryota; Metazoa; Arthropoda; Insecta; Coleoptera; Nitidulidae. The record is from the annotation of a GenBank genome assembly.
AAACUUGUUGACGUGCUGCGAUAAAUUUCCCCAAACUAUUUUGUAAUAGAAAUCAAUGUAGUAACAAAUAUGUUUGUUGUAAAUAAAAAAUACCAUACCGUGACGAUAAUUUUGAUAUUGUGUGUGAUUAGGACAAAUUCUCAGAAAUCUGAUCUCAAAAGUGAUGUUAAAAACGCAACAGUAUUAAAGGUGGAACAUAACAGCAGCUUGAACGUGACAAAACAUGAAAACAAUGUUAAACUUGGUAAUAUUACCAAUACAAAUACUACAAGGGAAGAAUUGAAACCCCAGCAUCAAGGAAGAGAGAAUGUUAUAGAUAACCCCCAAACCAAUAUAACUAUAACAACCGCCCCCAACAGUACACAGAGUGAAAUUAAAGCGAAUAAAACUGAACCUGUACAUAAAUCCGUUGUGCCAAAAAAAGGGGUGAGUUUCGAUUUACCCCCUUCAACGCCCAAAGCAAACAAAACCACUACGACUACUACAACUACCGCCAAAAUACCUCACAAACCGAAAAUAACGCAAAUAUUCUACGAUGAGAUCCCAGAAGACCCCAAGAAAGUGCAAACAUCCAAAACUGUGACCUACCACGAUGAUCCGUAUUCUAUAAGGGAAAGCCACAGUGCAGACUAUGUAAUACCUAUAAUAGCAGUGAUAUUAUCUGUGCCACUUGUGGCAAUCGUCAUAUCAAUGCUGUACAAACGGGGUGCAGACUGGUGGUCUCAUAGAAAUUACAGGAGGAUGGAUUUUUUGAUCGAGGGGAUGUAUAAUAACUGAAUGUAUAUAAUAAUAGAUCUGUAAUUAUCUUGUGUGUAUGUAUACAUAAGAUGUAAUGCAUUUGUACAUUUUGUAAGUAUUUCCUUCCAUAAAAUUGUUAAGUAAGUGCCUUAUUAUGAUGCAAUAACUAUUGUGAUAUAAAGAGAUAAUAAAUAGUUGUAUAAAUUUAUUUUUUGUACUGUAAUAAUUAACUUUAUCUACUCCUACAUUUAAUACUCUAUUGUAUUAGGUUACUUAAUGCAUUAAAUUGGGAAAGAGUGAGGUUAAAACCGUUUGACAGAUGUUAAAUGGUAAAAAGUAAGGUUAAAACCGUAAUCCUGAAAAUAUAUUUUUGUAGUAUUAUUAACAAUGACUUAAUUGAUUUUUUUCGGAGAUUUACCAAAAUGCGCUUUUUUAUCAAAACAACUUGUAAAUAGUUUUUAAUUUACCUA